Paramecium tetraurelia is the source of this 1116-nucleotide messenger RNA. RefSeq lists its product as uncharacterized. NCBI's taxonomy places the organism in Eukaryota, Ciliophora, Oligohymenophorea, Peniculida, Parameciidae. The record is from RefSeq and is a predicted model, not a curated record. The transcript has 4 exons.
AUGAUGAACAUAUAGCAAUACCAAAAUUACUUCCCUUAUGUGAAUGAGGCAUAAGUGCAAUUCUAAGGCGAGAUUGAGCAAGCAAAAUAAAACCAGGGUUCAAAUUAUAAUGAGUUUAACUUAUUCCAAUAGAAUUUUUAUGCACCUGCAUUUCCUCCCUAUUAAUUUGAGUUCGUACAAGAACACGAGAUACCUAGCCAAAUAAAAAAUAAAAAAAAUAAAAAACAUAAGAAUAACGAUUCAAAGGGCCUUCUGCCAAAGACAUUAGAAUCAGACAAAUAGUUCGUUGAGGAUCAGCCACAAAUAAUUAUCCCAUCGGAUUAGAUGUACAAUAUUCAUUCUCACCCUAGUAUUAAACAACCAUAUCCAGUGUUUCAUUACACACAAGGCAAUCCCAUGCCCAAACUUCAAUCAGACAUUGUUUCCAAUCCACAUUAAGAUGGCUAAGGUUCUCAGGAGGGUUCUCAAUAGACGCAAAAAUAGAAGGGACAGCAUUCUCAAAUAAAAAAGCCUAAGAAAGAGAACAUCAAUACUGGUCAUUGGUCAACCGAUGAACAUUCGACCUACAUAUCCUUUUUAUAGUAAUAUGAGGAUAUCAUGACAUCCUCAAUGAUGAAGAAGACAUCGAAAAUAUUCAAAUAAAUGAGUGAGCUAAUUGGUACUAGAACACCCAGUCAAUGCCGAAGUCAUCAUCAGAAAUUUAACCCAUACGCUUUGAGAGGAGAGAACGGAAAGCGAUUGCCGAGAGCUGAGAGAAGUAGAGCUGGAAGAAAGAAGAAGAAUCCAUAGGCAGAUUUGCCCAAAGCAGAAGAGGCAAACAUCAUAGCCAAUUAUGAAACACACGAUCCCUAUUACUACAUGAUGUUGGAACAGCAGAAAUAUUAUUAUUCAAAUCUUUAGUAAGAAUUUUGGAAUCCUUAACACGAAAUGGAACAUCAUCCUAGUAUUAAAAAAGAGGAGGACAUUGAAUUCAUGAACAAUCCUCAUCUUCAAUAACUUCAAUAAGAAUAUGAAGAAUGUUUAAAAUAUAAUCUGCCUUUUGUCUAAAGAAAUGGGAUUCAUUCAGAUUACAAUUUCGAUGCUAGAAACCAAGUUGUUAACGAUUUAUUAAUAUGA